Messenger RNA from Bemisia tabaci, 1194 nucleotides. The record is from RefSeq and is a predicted model, not a curated record. Lineage: Eukaryota; Metazoa; Arthropoda; Insecta; Hemiptera; Aleyrodidae.
CCUUCUUAGUUCUGUUCAACAAGUAAGAGGUACUAAAAAAUAUGUUCGACCUUUACGAAUCAGAUACCCUAUGUGGUUUCUGCGGCAGAAUAGAGCGAAAACCAUUGAAAAUUUGACUAAAGACAACAAAGCAUUUAUACAAGAAGUAAUCUGUGAUAAAUUUGGGUUGGAAAACAUUGAAGGUGGCACACCAACUUGCGUUAGUUUAAGUCCAUUGAAGUCGGAUCCAGCAGUGUACACUGAAAAGUGGAGACCUGGUACCCGGAGAGUUGGCCUAAUAGUCAGAAAAAUUGGUGUUUAUCCCAUGUGGCAAAAGGAUGGCACUCAAAUUGCCACGACCUUAUUUCAGGUUGCAGAUAAUCAUGUGAUCAAAUACAUCCCUCCCAAUGAAUUUGAACCUGUAAGGAAACGGUACCGCGUGAAACAAAGGGAGAUGGGUGCUGUAAUUGUGGGAGCUGACAGUACAGAUCCACAGAAGUUCACAAAAGAGUACUGCGGUCUAUUUGAUGCAGCAGGAGUUUUACCCAAGAAUAAACUGUGUAGAUUCAUUGUUUCACCUGAGGCUGCUCUGCAAGCUGGAACCCCAUUGUACGCUUCGCAUUUCCGAGUCGGUGAUAUUGUUGAUAUUCGUGGCAAAACUAUAUCCCGAGGUUUCCAGGGUGUUGUCAGACGUUGGGGUUUCAGAGGACAACCAAAGACUCACGGAUCUACCAAAACUCACAACAGACCUGGGAAUAUUGGAGGAGGAGGUGAAAAAGCCAGAGUUUGGCCAGGUAAAAAGUUACCGGGACACAUGGGCAACAAAUGGCGACUGCUUAAAGGCCAAGAGAUUGUGCGUAUUAAUACUAAGUACAAUGUAAUCUACAUCAGAGGACAGGCAUCUCCUGGUAAUGUUGGUGACUUGAUGUACAUGUUCGAUACAAUACUUCCAUUGAGGCGCAGAAAGGCAGAUGAAGCUCCACCCUUCCCGACCUUCUUUCCUCACAAGCUGGAGGAAGCACUCCCAGAUGAUUUGUACAUUGAUGAUAUGCAUCAAUUUAAUGAGCCAACUAUUCAGUAUGAGCCUGAGAAAGUUGAAAAGAAAAAGAAAUAAUGUAGAAAUGUUUCAGUCCUGAGCAUCUCAGCCAAUUAAAAACAUUUUGUUUUAAGUCUUGUAUAUUUUUAACCAUUAAAAAAAGAUUAUUGUUAAGAAAA